This is a messenger RNA of Trypanosoma conorhini, 2064 nucleotides long. RefSeq lists its product as uncharacterized. The record is from RefSeq and is a predicted model, not a curated record. The transcript has a single exon. Lineage: Eukaryota; Euglenozoa; Kinetoplastea; Trypanosomatida; Trypanosomatidae. Bases 1 to 2064 code for a protein of 687 amino acids.
AUGCGCAAGCGGGAGCGUUCGGAUUCGGAUUCGGAUUCGCCCGCACUUCGCGGCACCCCGUCCGUAGAGCCGCUGGGCCAACGGAUGUGGUUGCGCCAGCAGGUCUUGUUUGACGUCUUGCGCCGCACAUCCCUGGCGGAGCAGAAGGACCGCGAGAUUGUGGAGUGGCUCACAGACGCCGCGGAAUGGCUGCAGAGCGCGGAAUACGCGAAGCUUGGCGCCGGGUCGCUCACGGAGCUUCGCUUUCUCGUCCUUGGCGUGCUACACACAAUGCCGUGGUGGCGCGUGGUGGAGGCGGUGGACCCAACGCGCGUCCAUGUAGCUUCACGCGGUGCACAGAGUGCCUCGCGCGCCAUUACGCGCUGGCAUGAGAAGAUCCAAUUCGCCUUUGAGCGUGUCUGUAUGCUGCUGGUUGAGCAAUCCCCGCACGCCGUGCGCGGCGUGCUGGAGGUGGCCAUGAAGCCGUUUCAAAUGCGGCCGCCUGUGGCCGACGGCGCGCGACGGUUGAUCCCGGCGGAUUCCAUCAUGCGCAUCAUGAACACGGUGGCCACAAAGUACCCGAGCGCUGUCGUCCUGGAGGUGCUGGAGCAGAGUAUGCGGUCGCUUGUGCCAAAGCGGCGAUGGGCGGAGGAGCGACACCACAAGGCGUGCAUUGCACUCUUUUUGCACCUCGCACUUGAGGCGCAUGUUCCUUUGUUUCCAACCCACGACUGCGGCCAAAGUGGUCUGUUUGUGAAUCGUGCCACCUCGACGUUGCAUGGCACGGCCCCUGCCGCCUCGCUCCGGGGCUCGGAGGAGAGCGGAACAGACGCCGCGGGCUCGUCCCACUCCAACCGAGGCUAUCAACUGCGCCCACUCGAGAUGACUGCCCCUGUGAUGUCCGCAAGUGAGGCAGACUUUAGUGAUGCGGGGAUGAAUAUGUCAUCCGCGACUGACGGACGCUCGUUUCCAACGCGUUUCACGGAGUUUACGAUGCAGAACAAUAAAAUGUUGGCGUAUCGCAACGAACUCAUUCGAUUUGUGCUGCAACAGCUACUGGACAUGGAAUUGUCGCUACAGAACUCAGAUAAUGAGCCCCUGCAGGAGUUGGCUUCGCCUUCCUCGUCAUGCUACGGUGCUGGUUCCACGAGCGCCGUGCGAAUCUUAGCGAGCCCUCUCGCUGGACAACUCGAGGAGCGCGCAGCUGACAAGCCGUUUGUAGGGAUUCUGCGCGGUUGUACGAGCCUCGUUUUUCACAGGCUGGCGGAGGAUCUCAUGCGACAACAGGCAGCUGGUGUUUGCGGGAACGCCGAAUGGUGGCGUGAGUUGCUCGCGUUUCACCUCAACUUUGUCCUUAGGAUGGAGUGCCCAAUGUGCCUCUUGUACCUGGCCCCAAGCCUUGCACUGCUGGGCACCGAGGAGGAGGCCGUGGAUAUGAUGCAUAAGCUUGUGUCCCUGGUGACAAAGGGCUACCUGCCGGUUCAACAAAACGCAAGGCGUGUCGCCGCGGCGGGUCCGGCCCGUGUGCGGAUGGCACCCCCAUCUGUGGGACCGUUGAUGAUCCCCAUGGCGCACCGCGUGCGUGCCGCGGUGUACCUGUACCCACUCUUCAGGUUCCUGCGUGAUCGCCUUGGCAACGGCGAGGGCACCCGCAAGCGACUUCAGAAGUGGGUCACGCAGGAGCUGAGAGCCACUGCCACCGCCUCCGCAAGCCUGCUUGUGCAGGUCCUCUUUGCCCAGUGUGCCGCCAUGUCGCAGCUGCUUGAGGCAGACUUUGUGGAGGAGAUGAGUUCGCAGCUGCCGGACUCGCCGGCGCUGCGGUCGCUCUGGGGGCGGUACCUCCUCCCGGAGGACACGCGGCGGCGGGGGAGCCCCGGCGACGCCGAGGGGGCGGCGCCUGCCACCACAACCACCGCCAACCCCAACGGCGGCACGGCGGUCGCUGACGCUGUUGACGCGGCCGCGGGCAAGCGACGAAUGGACCUUUCAAAGCUGGAGGCGGCGGGUCUGCUGCACCCGAAACUCAUGGACGACUGCCCGUGGGACUGGCGGCGCUGCCAAACGGAGAGGGCGCUGGAACCGUAG